AUGCUGCAGAUGUCAUCCCUGGGUUUCUCUGAGUUGUCCCGUUCCGGUGGUUCACGUUUCGAACUGUGGGACGAGGCGAAGUCUGAUGCGUACGCGAUUGAAACGUUGGAUGCUGAACAACGUCAGCGAUGGAUUCAACGCCUUUCACGAGUCGCACUACGAGAAGACCAACUAGUCCGACAACGACCGAAGAGCUGGACGAGCACGAUCUCGAAUGAUUCGACGUGUUCAAGUAGUACGAGAAGUAGCGAUAGUGAAGUGCCAGUUGACACGAAUGGUAACUCGAAGUCGACCGCAGUGUUCGCCCCGUCUUCAGAAAGCCCAGAUAGUACUGCAAAUGUAGUGGUAGUAAUGGUGAGGCGAUCAGGAGCAAAGCUGUCAGCCACUGAAGAGUACUCCGUUGGCGUCCAGCUAUCGACGGGCCGCUUGAGAUUCACCAGUAUCGAGGUGGACAUGCCGAUCACAUCGAUAGCUCCAAUACCGGAAUCACAUUCGGCGGAAGAACUUGUUGAUAGUUGCUGA
Molecule: messenger RNA, 522 nt
Organism: Ostertagia ostertagi
Lineage: Eukaryota; Metazoa; Nematoda; Chromadorea; Rhabditida; Trichostrongylidae
Source: the annotation of a GenBank genome assembly